This is a messenger RNA of Exaiptasia diaphana, 2150 nucleotides long. RefSeq lists its product as uncharacterized. Bases 74 to 1573 code for a protein of 499 amino acids. The transcript has 12 exons. NCBI's taxonomy places the organism in Eukaryota, Metazoa, Cnidaria, Anthozoa, Actiniaria, Aiptasiidae. The record is from RefSeq and is a predicted model, not a curated record.
UUGAAGGAAGAAAAAUUAUGAAGCACUUGCCAAAGWUUCCGUUAUCUUGAKCUUGAGAACAAGMCCAUUCAAGAUGGGAAGAUUUUUUMCUCUCGCGCAAGUAAUUUUAGUACUGACUUUCUUUCAAAACUUCGAAGUUGAAGCAAACGAUAAUCACCACYUACGAAACAAGAGAUCAUCGUUGCUUCCAAAGCUAGAAUUGACUGUUGCCCAGAAUGGRGUUACAUCAGAAAUGGCUCCAGGAACUGUAUACACAUAUGACGUUGCUAUCAAGCACCUAUCGGGAUCCAUGGCGGAGGCACGUGGUGUCCARGUGGUUUGGAUGCUAACGCCAUACGUGACGUUUAAUAACAUUACGUCAUUGGAGUUUCCUAAGCCAAGUGUUAAGCUAGAGGAUGACAGUGUUAUCUUUUUGUACAAUGAAUUAUUCUGGAUGCAAGAUACAAAGUUCACGUUCAGCGUCACAUUUGACAAGAACAAGAAGCUUCAGUAUGGAAAACACCACGUGGUCACGUAUGUCCAGUUUCUUUAUUACAAAGACUAUGUACUGGACGGUAAUGGUAACGUCGCUAGUAAAGGUGUGGCUUACARUCAACCGUUGAUUACCUUGAAGUUUGAGGUCGAAGUCCCUGGUUGUUCGGGUCCUCUUGGGAUGAAAUCCAGCGAAAUUCUAGACUAUCAGAUCACAGCGUCUACCAGCUAUCCUGAYAACCGGCCAAACCAGGCCAGAGAGGGGGAAGACUCGUGGUGUGCCCAAGAGAGUGARAAACACCAGUUUGUUCAAGUUGACUUUCCACACGAUACGAUAAUAACACGCAUUACAACAUUUGGUCGUCGCAGCAAAACGAAAUGGACUACUUCUUAUUCACUACAGUACAGUCAAGACGAAAUYAAAUGGUCGGAUUACGAAGAGAAUGGCUUCGUCAAGGAAUUYAUUGGUAUCAAGGAUCCUCAGUACGCCAAGAUUGCUAAUCAAAUUAAAAUAACCCGACCMUUCGUUGCACGAUAUCUUCGCAUCACUCCAACAACCUUUGCUAUUGCCAAGGUCAUGCGCGCUGAAAUCUACGGGUGCAGCAUUGAAGAUCCUCCUCCGCUUCUUGAAAACCCCGAGAUAGGGUAUUCUCGACGAUCGUUCCUUCUGGAUCCCAUUUCAGACGUAUUUUUUGUGUGCAUGUACAUUUCAAAGAGAGAUGAAAGUAGCUGUACUUCAUCAAGCGAUGGAAAAGUUUGGAAUAUUAUAGAUCCACAAGUGAUUGGUGUCAUUGCRGCAAAUCCAACCGACAAACACCUGUACGCACUGGAUCGAGGAAUGAAUCUCAUGAGAAGCACCGACCGCGGGUCAUCAUGGGAAGCCAUUUCAAACGAAUACUUCCAUAGAGCGAAAAAGAGGCACACACUUCUUAUGUCCAGCGGUGUUCCUGAUAAUAUUACUAGUUCCAGUCCUCCUAUGGAUUUAUCUGUCGAAUCGACUUCAGGAACUAAAUGGGGAGUCUCAGGAACUGGUAUUCAUGUUAUGACCGCUGGUACAAACAACUGGAAUAUCGUGGGCUCGUGGCGAUGUUGUGGUCUUUGAAUCCACGUAUAUAUUUUGACUAUUAUCAAACCUUCAGUGACUGUUUUUGUGUGACCGUGCAUGCGUAAACUGUAGUAACUGCUGAGAAAGCAACCGAUGGCUCAGAUAGAAAUGCUUUUCGACUGUUCUAAAGCCAUCUUGAAUUCUGGGAUAGCCACAGAGAAUUCGAAAGUGUAUAUUGUUGUAUGUGGGAAAACUACUUUCUUUUUUAGAACAAGCGUCAAGAGGGGUCAAAUCAGUGACAUUAGAGCAAAUUCGUAUUUGACUGAACUUAUGAUCGUGCAAAUGUAUUCAAACACUGUAUAUAAAUGGGCAGGGCUUACCCUGUUGUGCCGUUAGGUCAUUGUAUCGUUGUAUACCUAGGAGAUAUAGUCUUAUUUUGUUUAGCUUGCGAGACGUGGUUUCAAUAAAAUUGUGAAGAUAAACGAAAAAACAAUGGAAUCUCAGUUCACAGUGGUUUCCAUGGGACUGCUCAUCAGAUCGAAUCAGUUUUUAAUAUUUUUUCAAAGAAAAUGUUUUUUUUUAUGGGAUAAGAGUUAUUAAUGUCAAUUACAACUGUAAAUAUAAAGAGCGUUUU